Zootermopsis nevadensis is the source of this 1980-nucleotide messenger RNA. RefSeq names its product tubulin delta chain-like. Gene Ontology annotation, molecular function: structural constituent of cytoskeleton; GTP binding. Lineage: Eukaryota; Metazoa; Arthropoda; Insecta; Blattodea; Termopsidae. Gene Ontology annotation, biological process: microtubule-based process. The record is from RefSeq and is a predicted model, not a curated record. Gene Ontology annotation, cellular component: microtubule.
UUAGUCUUCACAGGUUAUGUUGAAGUGUAGAAAUUUACUUUUGUUGUUUGUUUUUAUGUUUACGUUUCUUUUGUGGUGCAUGAUAUAUGAACAGAUUCCAUACUUGGUCCCUGACGACUUUAUAAUCUUCGACUGUACAAUGUCGGUAGUAACCCUACAAUUUGGACAAUGUGGCAAUCAAACUGGCCAUCGUCUCUUUUCGCUUCUGUCACAAGAUCUUAUGAUGCCAGAUUGUUACUAUUCUGAUGAGGGUACAGAAAGAUGGUUUCGGAGUAAACCUGAUGAACAUAAGUAUGUAGCUAGAGCUGUAUUAGUAGAUACAGAACAAAAAGUAAUUGCUGAAGUAAACAAGAAGCAGUGGGCUGCUGAUUCUAUAUGGAAGUAUGAUGAGAAAAAUUUUGUAUCACACAAUGGUGGUGGUGCUGGGAACAAUUGGGCUUAUGGUCAUGGGACGAAAGGGCCAGAAUUGGAAGAGACGAUUAUGGAGUGUGUGCGGAAGGAAGUAGAGAGGUGUGAUAGGUUACUUGCUACAUUGAGCCUUCUUAGCUCUGCUGGUGGAACAGGUUCUGGAGUGGGAUGUUACAUCAUGGAAACUCUUCGAGAUGAGUACCCAACUAAAUGUUUUCUGAAUGCCGUUGUUCUUCCUUACAGUUCAGGCGAAGUAGUCAUUCAGAAUUAUAAUACUGUUCUUACAAUAGCAAAUUUGUUUGACAUCUCUGAUAUGUUACUUAUUUUUCAAAAUGAUCUUCUCCACAAAAUGAGUGUAAACUUACUUAAAAAUAAAAACACAGAUUUUCACGAUUUAAAUGAUUUAAUUGCAGUUAAGAUUGGAUCAGUAUUGCAACCACUAGAAAGAUCAGAGUCAAGCAAAAUUUACGACAUUGUUUCCCAUCUGACUCCACAUCCUCAGUAUAAAUUUGUCACCAUUAAGUCAGCUCCACACUAUCCUAAGGCAACUUGCAUGUACGAAGCUAAUGUUGACUGGAAUGUAUUGGUAAGGCAUAUGAAGCAGACACUUCGUGUGAGUUACUUUGAAAAUGAACCUGUAGUUGACUGGGAGAUGAAAUUACCACGACUGACUCAUAAUUCCCAGCACUCUUUAGUGCAGUACAGUCCUUGUGUUAGUAACUUGCUUGUGACACGGGGAUUGUGUGUGUCUGAUGUGAAAGAUUCUGUUAUGCUACCAUUUUAUGAUAAUGAUCUAUACCCACAAUGGAUACCCAAAGAUUCAAGAUGUCUUCACUUACACCAGAACAGAAGAUUCAUGAAUAUGGAGAAAUUUAUUUCCUUAGCCACAAAUAAUACUUUGAUUCAUUAUUCAUUUAAUAACAUUGUUGAUAAGGCUUGGAAGUCAUAUAUUCAUAAGGCUCACUUGCAUCAGUAUAGCAAGUUCAAAAUUAAAGACGAAGAAUUUUUAGAAUCGUUUGCAAAAAUGGAAAGUGUAAUUAAAUCAUAUAAGGAGUUAAAGUAGUACUGUUUGACACUGCUACCACAGACAAAAAUACAUAUAUUUACAGUUGAAAUAUUGGGAAUCAGUUACUUUAAUUUUACCAAAAGAAGAACAAAUUAUUAGAGCAAAAAGUGCUAUUUAGUGUUCAGUGAUCUGUGUCAUGAAUUUGAAGAAAUUUAAUUCCAGGCACUUUCUAAGUUGGAUUAAUAAAAAGCAUGUAAGCAAGCUCCAUCCGUUUCCUGGUAGACAAGUCAGUACGGUAUGGGGCUAGUGUUGAUACAAGAAAUACAUUUCCAAGUUCAAGCCCUGAUGUCAUUGUAUGUUAAUUUUUUAAAUGCAUUUGCAGGAUUUGUACAAAUACUCAAACUUUGCAGUUCAAUUAGUGACAUAGAAAAUUUUAAGUGCCUGAUUGUCAUUGCAGAGUAUACAGUGCAUUUUAUUUGAAAAUAAUGUUUUCACACUUCCUUUAUUUUGGUGAUUCCAAGCCACAUUUUUAGUGUUAUUAAAACAUGUUGCCUUGGAUUUUUCAA